UCUGCCCAGGAGGAGCCCGCGCCCCGCUCAGCCUUGCAGCCCCGCGCCCUGAGCAUCUCCCGGGAGGAACAGAGACAAAGGAGGAUUCAUGUCCAAAGGGCUCCCGGAGGCCAGGACGGACGCAGCCAUGUCAGAGCUGGUGCCUGAGCCCAGGCCUAAGCCGGCAGUGCCCAUGAAACCCGUCAGCAUCAACUCAAACCUGCUGGGCUACAUUGGCAUCGACACCAUCAUCGAGCAGAUGCGCAAGAAGACCAUGAAGACUGGUUUCGACUUCAACAUCAUGGUGGUCGGUCAGAGUGGACUGGGCAAGUCAACGCUGGUCAACACGCUCUUCAAAUCCCAGGUGAGCCGCAAGGCCUCCAGCUGGAACCGGGAGGAGAAGAUCCCCAAGACUGUGGAGAUCAAAGCUAUUGGGCACGUGAUAGAGGAAGGCGGGGUCAAAAUGAAGCUGACGGUCAUCGAUACCCCGGGCUUCGGAGACCAGAUCAACAAUGAAAACUGCUGGGAGCCCAUCGAGAAGUACAUCAAUGAACAGUAUGAGAAGUUCCUGAAGGAGGAGGUCAACAUUGCCAGGAAGAAACGCAUCCCUGACACUCGUGUCCACUGCUGCCUCUACUUUAUCUCCCCCACGGGACACUCCUUACGACCUCUCGAUCUGGAGUUCAUGAAACACCUCAGCAAAGUUGUGAACAUCAUCCCUGUCAUUGCUAAGGCUGACACCAUGACCCUGGAGGAGAAGUCUGAAUUCAAGCAAAGGGUUCGAAAGGAGCUUGAAGUAAAUGGCAUCGAGUUCUACCCACAGAAGGAAUUUGAUGAGGAUUUGGAGGACAAGACGGAGAAUGACAAAAUCCGGCAGGAGAGCAUGCCUUUCGCUGUGGUGGGCAGCGACAAGGAGUACCAAGUGAAUGGCAAGCGGGUCCUCGGCAGAAAAACUCCCUGGGGGAUCAUCGAAGUGGAAAACCUCAACCACUGUGAGUUUGCCCUGCUUCGAGACUUUGUCAUCAGGACCCACCUCCAGGACCUCAAGGAAGUGACACACAACAUCCACUAUGAGACCUACAGGGCCAAGCGGCUUAAUGACAAUGGAGGCCUCCCUCCGUGGAACGGAGCUCUCGCCAGCACUGCCCUCCUCCAUCGUCCGUGUCAGCCGGUCCCAGCCCAUCCGUAGGGUGAAAGAACUCAUCAGGAGCUCCUUCUGCCCUUGCAAACCCAUACCAGCUACUUGUAACCAUCUCCAAGAGAAAUGGCAUUGCUCCCCGCCCGUUCAUCUGCAUGAGCUCCUCUUGGCUUCCUUCAAGGGUCAAGAAAGCAACUUUUCUGCUUGUCAGGUUUGUUGAUGUCAGCUGUGUGAGCCCCAGUGUGGGACAAGGGUGUCUCCUUCAUUGCCUAAAGCUUAUUUAUAAUGAUGGGUCACUACAGAUGUGGGGGGAGCAAGGGCUAGGGUCACUUAAAAAAAAAUCACCAUUUGUGGCUGGCCCAGGAUGCAGUCUCACA
This is a messenger RNA of Lynx canadensis (Canada lynx), 1494 nucleotides long. It is a transcript of the gene SEPTIN3, whose product is annotated as septin 3. Lineage: Eukaryota; Metazoa; Chordata; Mammalia; Carnivora; Felidae. Gene Ontology annotation, cellular component: neuron projection; microtubule cytoskeleton; presynaptic cytoskeleton. Gene Ontology annotation, biological process: cytoskeleton-dependent cytokinesis. The coding region runs from base 89 to 1168 and encodes 359 amino acids. The record is from RefSeq and is a predicted model, not a curated record. Gene Ontology annotation, molecular function: GTP binding; molecular adaptor activity; GTPase activity. The transcript has 11 exons.